AUGGGAAUUUAUAAUAUCGAUAAUACUAGUGUUACAGACAUUGGUAAAAAUAAACAAGCGCCUAAAUAUAUUAGUUCUUUUGUUAACUUUCAUAAAAAGAAAAAAAAGCAAAAUUCUACACUUAGUUUUACUAUCGGCAGAACACUAACAUGUAUUGACACGAGAGAAAAUCCGUAUUUGUUAAGACAACAUGAAGAAUUAAAAAAAUUGAAGGAAAAUUUUGCGUACAAUGACAGCAAAAAAAGGAUAACAUUAAGAAGCAGACCAAAUAUUCGGUAUGGUACUGAUAUGAAAAAACAAAAUAUGUUAAAAAAUACCAGAAAAAAUGGUUUACGUAGACCACAGUUAAUAGAUAUGAAAUUAGAUAAAUAUGAAAAUUUCCUGUUAGAUGAUAAACAAAUUACAAAAUAUAAAUUGGGAAAAGGAAAUAAAAAAGAUAUUACUUCAGAAAGUAAUCAACAAAAUACAGUGAACACUUUAAAAAUAUUAAGAGAAAACUUGCUAAAUAACCCAUUUAUAAGAGAAUUAAUGAUAAAAGAAUUAGAUAAUGUUCUGUUAGGAAAUGAGUUUAAUGCAGAAUAUAUAUUAAAAGAAUUAAACAACAAUUUAUUAGCUAAUACAAAGUUAGGAUUAUCAGAAUUAAAAACUCUAGAACAAGUUAUAUUAUAUAACAAACAAAUUAAAGAAGCAAAAAUAAAAGAGAUAAAAUCAAUUCUGUUAAAUAAUAAGGCAUUAAGUGAAUCUCAACUAAUUGAAUUAAAAUUAAUGAUUAGUGACAUAUUAAGUGAUUAUUCUAAUUUAAAAGGUAAUUCACAAACACGCUAUAUAGACUUUUUAAAUAAAUGUAUCUUAAAUAGCAAUUAUAGAUUACCAAACAUUACCGAUGUCUUAAACAAUGCACAUUUAAGCAACAAAAAAAAAUUAACAAAAAAAGAUUUUUCCAUAAACAAAAGUGACACUAUAAACAAAAAUAAUUUAUCACAUGAAGAUAUCUCUAUUAAGGAAAGUUAUAUAAUCAACAAAAAAGAGCAAUUGAAAAGAAGGGAAACUAUUAGAGAAAGCGAUAAAAUUAAGAAAAGUUUAAUCCAUGAAGAUAUCCUAACAAAAGAAACAGAUAGCGUUGAUAAAAACGAGUCAUUACAGAAAGAGGAUAUUAUCAAUGUAAGUGAUAAAAUUAAGAAAAGUUUAACACAUAAAGAUGUCUCUAUAAGGAAAACUGAAGAAACCGAUAAAAAAGAGCAUUUUCAAAAGAAGGAUUCAUUUAAUGAAAGUGAUAUUACUAAAGAAAGUUUGUUACAUAAAGAAAUCCCUACAAAUGAAAUUGAUGGAACCAAUAAAAAAGAGAUAUUGCAAAAAAAGGAUUUCAUCAGUGUACGUCAUGAAAUUAAGAAAAAUUUAAUAAAUUCAUAUGUCAAUACAAAGGAAACCGAUAGAAUCAAUCAGAGAGAGCUACUGCAGAAAUUGCAAUCCAUUAGAACACGUGAUAAAAUUAUGGAAAAAUUAUCAAAUAAAUAUAUACAUACAAAGAAAUAUAGUGCAAUACAUGAAAAAGAGCCACUGCAAAAAAAGGAUUCAUUUAAUGAAAGUGAUAUUACUAAAGAAAGUUUGUUACAUAAAGAAAUUCCUACAAAUGAAAUUGAUGUAACCAAUAAAAAAGAGAAAUUGCAAAAAACAGAUCCCAUUAGUGAAAGUGAUAAAAGUAUAGAAAGUUUAAUACAUAAAGACGUCCUUACAAAGCAAAUUGAUGGAACUGAUAAAAAGGAGUUAUUCCAGGAAAAAGAUUUCAUUAGUGUAGAUGACAGAAUUGAGGAAAGUUUAUUACCUAAGGAUUUCUCUACAAAAGAAAUUGAUGAAACUAAUAAAAAGGAACUAUUGAACAAAAGGGAUUUAUUUAAUGAAAGUGAUAGAUAUAAAGAAGAUGAGACUCUAAAAGAUAAAAAUCAUGUUAUAAAUAUGCAUACAGGUGAUAAAAAAAAGGAAGAUGAAUUAUCAAAAGAAAAAAAACAUAUCACAAAUAUACAUAUAUGUGAUAAAAAAAAGGAAGAUAAAUUAUCAAAAGAAAAAAAACAUAUCAUAAAUAUACAUAUGAGGGAUAAAAACGAGCAAAAUGAAUUAUCAAGAGAAAAUAUAAAUGUUAUAGACAUAUAUAUGAGCGAUAAAACAGAGGACGAUGAAUUAUCAAAAGAAAAAAAAUACAUCAUAGAUACACAUAUUAGUGACAUAAAAAAGCAAGAUGAAUUAUCAAAAGAAAAAAAACACAUCAUAGAUAUACAUAUGAGUAAUAAGAAUAAGAAAGGCGAAUUAUUACAAAAAAUUUAUAGUAUAAAUAAAGAUAACAAAACGAAGGAAAACCAGUUACCAAAAAAAAAAGAAUGGAAUAUAGAUAUAAUCAUGAAUGAUAAAAAAAAAAAAAAAAAAAAGUUAUUAAAUGAAAAACCAUGGAAUAUAAAUACAUAUAUGGAUGAUGAGUCUACAGACACCGAAUUAUUUCAAGAAAUAAAUCCUAUAAAUGUAAUUGACGUAGAUACCAAAGAUCCAUUAUAUGAAGUACUACAGGACUCUCUUUUUGAUAGCGUCCUUAACGUAGAAGUUAAAAAACCAUCUGAUAAAUUAAUAACUUUAAAAAAAGCAUUUAAGUAUGGAGUUCCUGUCUUAGCAGCAUGCAUUGCACUACCACUUCUUAUAGUAUAUUAUACACCUACAACUGGUAUAGAAGUAUUUAAUGAAGCUUUUAAAGCAGGUGUAACAGCAGGCGUAUCUACGAUGACAUCUUGUACAAUUAAUUCUAUAACUAAUCACAUUAUACCAGCAAUACUUCAACUACCAAAUAUAAUCAUUCCUAGUGUUACUGCGGCUGCAAAUACUGUAGCUUCUUCCGUUGGCGGAAUUUUUGGAAAUUUCCUUUCACUUGCAACUGAAACACUUAGUGCCUUUACUGAAAAGGGAAGAACAUCUAGUGUAGUUACUAAUACAUUUACAAGUAAUGUUCGUUCCGGUGUUAACACUAUUGCAUCAUGUGCACUUAGGACAGCUCCAGAUGCAGCUUAUAAUGCAGGUUCAGCAGUGGGGAUACAAGCUGGUCUCAUGCAUAGUAUGUUUCCAUCACUUAUGGCUGUUAGCGUUUUAAUAAUUUUUUAUGCUCUUUUUAAAUUAAUUUUAUAUCUAUAUAAAAAGGGUAAGCUGAAAUUCCUCCAUAAAUUAAAAAAAAGAUUAUUGCUCUCCUUAACUAAAAUUAAACAUCAUAAUCGAUUAAAAAGAAGGAAAAAAAGGAUCCAAAAAUUAUUGAAUACAUCUAUUUCGUAA
Molecule: messenger RNA, 3303 nt
Organism: Plasmodium malariae
Lineage: Eukaryota; Apicomplexa; Aconoidasida; Haemosporida; Plasmodiidae
Product: conserved Plasmodium protein, unknown function
Exons: 2
Coding region: 1-3303 (1100 amino acids)
Source: RefSeq, a predicted model, not a curated record